AUGGCGCAACGGAAGUCGAACUCCCACAAAGUGGAGGAACAGGCUCAACCGGACGAUGACCUGAACAUUGACAACCCUCAGCUCCUGACUUCUGAGAUGGCAAAGGCAUUCCAGGAACUUGCACAGGCGGAGACCACGGCUUCAGCUCUCGAGACCAAGCUCGACGGCAUCCACAAACAUCUCGAUCAACUCCUGGCCAGCUUUGAGGAGCUUCCUCAGUCCAACCCGCAGAAACCCUCCUCAAGCCCCUCCAACUCGAAGUAA
Molecule: messenger RNA, 264 nt
Organism: Fonsecaea erecta
Lineage: Eukaryota; Fungi; Ascomycota; Eurotiomycetes; Chaetothyriales; Herpotrichiellaceae
Exons: 3
Coding region: 1-264 (87 amino acids)
Source: RefSeq, a predicted model, not a curated record